UAUUCACCAGAUUGUAGUCCUGCAGCUAGUCGGUGCCUCACCCAGACAUCUGGCCACAUGGAGGCGCCACCGUCCAGGUUUCUGCUACUCUAUGGCUCCCAGACAGGACAGGCCCAAGCCAUAUGUGAAGAGAUUUAUGAGAACUGCCAGAAAUAUGGACUGAAACCUGAACUGCAUUGCCUCAGUAUGACAGAGAAAAAGUUUUGUUUGGAGCGUGAGACCUGUGCUGUAGUGGUGUGUUCUACAACAGGAGAAGGUGAAGUGCCGGAUACUGCCUCCAAGUUUGUGAGACGUCUGAAGAAGAAAACUUUGCCCAGUACCCACCUUCAACACCUGCGUUAUUCAUUGCUAGGGCUAGGAGAUUCUAACUAUACUAACUUUUGUAAUGGUGGAAAGACGGUAAACAAACGUUUUGAAGAAUUGGGGGCCAGAAAGUUUUAUCCCUGUGGCUGGGCUGAUGACGCAGUGGGCCUGGAGGUUGCUGUGGAGCCGUGGCUGGAAGGUUUGUACCCUGCUCUCUGCAGACAUUUGGGACUUGAUAUCCCAGACACCAUUCAAAGCAGCAACAAACAUUUAGAAAAUAAAGACCAGGUCCUCAGUGAUGCAAUAGAAAACAAAGAACCAAACUUUAUUGGGCAUGGAAACAAAGAAAUGGCAGGUGUUGAUGAAAAAAAUGACUCGAUUCAUCAAAAUGUGAAAAAUAGUAUAAAUGCACAGACACUUACAGGAAAUGGGGAUUUUGUUGGUAUAGAUGAUAAUAAAGAUCAGAACUUUGGCAAAGUUUCUGAAUCUGAAAUACUGGAAUCAGUUGGUGGAUUUCCUUUACCAAGUUGUGUGGUUCACUCAAAUCCAUAUGCUCAAACAAGUGAUUGCUCAAAUAAAGUCAAACUGGAUCGAGAUGGUUGUAGUCAUGGUAACACAGAUGGGAAUGCUAAAGCAGAUGAAGAGCUCAAUUCAAACAAUUCUGUUCAAGGUAAUGGGGCAGUUUUACAUACAGUUCAGGGAGAAAGUUCCAUUUCUUUAAAUGUGUCAGAUAAUGGAUAUAGAAGUGAGAUGGCUAGUCAGGUAAAAAGUGGAGAGAAAGUAGCCCAGAUCUCCAACUCUAGCACUGACACAAACUCUGUCAGCAGAGAAGACACAAGGCUGUCACUGAGCCCAGAGAAUUCCUCCGCCCCCUCCCUGGCAGUUUCAACACAGCCACUAUGUGACAAGGCACUGUCUGUGCCAAGAGAAGACACAAGGUUGUCUCAGAGUCCAGAGACAUCCCCCGCCCCCACCCUGGCAGCGUCAGUACAACCACUAUGUGACAAGGCACUAUCUGUGCCAAGUCUUCCACAGCCUUUCCUUGAGCUGGAGUUUCUUCAUGGUACCUCCUGGGAUAAUCAGGACCAGAUUCCAGUUCAAAAUGGUUGCCCAAUGCCAUCUGCCACAUCAGCUGUUACCAUGGCAACCAUAGUGUCCGCCACCAGGUUGACUAGAGAAGAUGCUUUGAAAACCGCUCUGGACAUUGAACUGGACAUCACAGGGACAUCAAUAGACUAUGAGCCUGGUGACACAUUUGGUGUGGUCUGUGUUAAUGACAAGAAGGAGUGUGAUAUGUUGAUUGACAGGCUCCAGCUGUCAGACAUAGCAGAUGUUCCCUUCAGAAUGAUGUUGAAGCAGGAAACAAAAAAGAAGCUGGCUGUGGUACCUCCCCACCUCCCCAACCCUUGUACUGUCCGUCAUGCCCUGGUGACAGGGUGUGAUAUCAGAACAGCACCAAAGAAGGCUUUUUUACGUCUGCUGGCUGAGUACACUUCACAUGAUGGACAGAAGAGACGUUUGCUGGAACUAAGCAGUCGUGAGGGAGCUCCUGAUUAUGCCAAGUUCAUCAGGGAAAGCAAGGUGACCUUGUACGAUAUUCUCCGUGCUUUCCCAGCAUGCACUCCUCCGUGGAGUAGGGUGCUUGAGCACCUGCCACGGCUGCAGGGCCGCCCCUACUCCUGUAGCAGCUCUCCUCUGGCCAGACCUGGGCGCCUCCAUUUUGUCUUCAACAUCCUGGAGUUUCCGUCUGGAGAGGGAAGGAUUCUGUCCCGUCAGGGUGUGUGCACGGGAUGGCUGAACAGGCUGACUGCUGCCUGCCAGACUGGGAUAAAUGGGAAAAUGGAGGAGCAUGGGACAGCCACCUCUCAGACUGGGAUAACUUGGGACAUGGAGGAGCACGGGACAGCCACCUCUCAGACUAGCAUAACUGCAGACGUGGAGGAGCACGGGACAGCCACCUCCCAGACUGGGACAGUUGGGGACAUUGAGGAGCACAGGACAGCCACCUCCCAGACUGGGACAGUUGGGGACAUGGAGGAGCAUGGGACAACCACACCCCAGACUGGGACAGUUGUGGACAUGGAGGAGCAUGGGACAGCCACCUCCCAGACUGGGACAGUUGGGGACAGAUGGUUGCUGGAUAAGGUCCAGAGUCUGAGCUUACACAUGCCUAAGGUCCCCAUUUACCAGCGCAGCAACCAGUAUUUCCACCAUCCACAGUCGCUUGACACACCCUUGAUCAUGAUAGGUCCUGGCACAGGAGUGGCACCUUUUGUAGGGUUCCUACAGCACAGGGCUGAACUGAAGAAAAUUCAAGCCCCGCCCACCCUUGGAGCUACCUGGCUAUUCUUUGGCUGCAGACAUAAAGACAAGGACUUUUUGUACAGAGAGCAGUUGGAGCAGUUUGCCAAAGAAGGUAUCCUUACAAAACUUUUGACAUCCUUCUCAAGAGACCAACUACCAGAUGGCGCUCCACGCUAUGUGCAAGACAACCUGGGACUCCAUGCACAGGAAGUAGUGGACCUUAUUGACUGCCACGGAGCUGUAGUGUAUGUGUGUGGGGAUGCCAAAAAUAUGGCAAGGAACGUUAAUGAGAAAUUCUUGGAUAUUUUGCAGAUGAUAAAAGGUUUCAGCCUGGAAGAAGCCAGGGUUUAUCUAAUGGAAAAGAGACAGAGUAGAAAAUACCUGGAAGAUAUUUGGUCCUGACAGAAUUACAUCAGUUGGAGUGCCAUUGACGUUUUCUUCCCUCAUGAAGAUUACCAGUUUUUAUGAAGGGAAAGAGGGAAAUACACUGGCAAAGCUAGAAUAUGAAUAUAGCUGGUUUUAAUAUGGUUCACAAACUGUGUUAUCUCAGUGGGUGUCGUGUGAUGGAUAGCUGUUGUUCUCUGUCUUUGAUAACAAGCCUCUUUAUGUCUCUGCUCAUUAAACAAAAGAUUUUGUGAUGUCAGAUAAUGUUUGUUCUUCCCUGUAGUAAAGAGGGCUGACAGAAUGAGGUGACAUUUAAAUGACUUUAUUGAAAAUAGUUUUGUUCCUAAGGCUGCUGUGAAUUUAAACAAUUUGUAAAUUUUAUAAAUAUGAAUUAGAAACGCGCUGUUGCAGUCCCAGUAAGUGGUUUCUGCCGGAUUUGAUACAAAUUGAUGUUCACUAAGACAUAUUUUACCAUAAUAAUGAAAGAUUUAAUUUGAAAUUUAUUUUGUUUAGCCACGGAUCUAAUUUUUUUUAUUGAGCCGCAUUUGCCGUGUAGUG
Molecule: messenger RNA, 3549 nt
Organism: Lingula anatina
Lineage: Eukaryota; Metazoa; Brachiopoda; Lingulata; Lingulida; Lingulidae
Product: methionine synthase reductase-like
Biological process (GO): homocysteine metabolic process
Cellular component (GO): cytosol
Molecular function (GO): [methionine synthase] reductase (NADPH) activity; flavin adenine dinucleotide binding; FMN binding
Source: RefSeq, a predicted model, not a curated record